Molecule: messenger RNA, 870 nt
Organism: Fraxinus pennsylvanica
Lineage: Eukaryota; Viridiplantae; Streptophyta; Magnoliopsida; Lamiales; Oleaceae
Source: the annotation of a GenBank genome assembly
AUGUCGAGUAUUUGCUUAACAUCGUCAUCAUCUUCCUCGAGAUUCUGCAAAACCAGAAUCAACAUUCAAAAUGAACUUCCCUUGUUCUCCUCUUCUGCAAUUUUCUUUCCCCUUCAUCCUCAGUUCCUCGCCUUUUCUUUCUCUCGUCCUUUUCCUCACUAUUUUCAGAAUAUCACUCAAAUUUCAACAUCCCCCUUCUUCUUUCUCUCCCAAAACACCAAGACUAAAACCCCCACUUCCAGUGCCUUAGCCCAUUAUAUAAAUAGGGAUGAAAUCUCGGACCAAGAUUUUCCUGUUAUGACACCACCAUCAUCACCAUCCUGCCAACUUUACGUGUGUAAUCUUCCCAGAAGCUGUGGCAUUUCGGAACUUCUCGAUAUUUUCAAACCUUAUGGCACCGUUCAAUCGGUCGAGGUUUCUAGGAAUUCUGAAACGGGUGUUAGUCGUGGAUGUGGCAAUGUCGCUAUGAGCUCGGUUGAUGAAGCCAAGGCUGCAAUUUCUGCUUUGGAUGCUUCUGAUGUAGGUGAUCGUGAAAUGCGGGUGAUGUUUGCUGAUGAUAUGAACAAGGAACUCCAGUCAUUGGGUUCGGUACCAAGGAAAAAUUUGAUAUUUGAAAGCCCUCACAAAAUUUAUGUGGGAAAUCUUGCUCGGUCUGUCAACCCUUCGGAUUUAAGAAAUCUAUUUAGUCAAUUUGGGACUGUGGUCAGUUCACGAGUAUUACAUGAUCGUAAAUCUGGAAAGAAUCGUGUGUAUGGGUUUGUUUCCGUUUCUUCGUCUGUGGAACUUGAGAAUGCCAUAUCUUUGGAUGGAACAGAUUUUUGUGGGAGGAAGCUACUAGUUAGAGAAGUGUUGAAUUAUAAUAAACCUUGA